GAAACAAAGAGGCAAAUACAUGUAAAAUGCUUGUGUUUAGACGUUCCUGAAAACACCAGAAAACACAAUUGAUUUUGCUUCAUUCUAGCAGUCGAAAUGACACUGAAGGAUGGCUUGACCCACAUGAUACCUCAUUUUGUUAAUGAAGAUAUAGCGAGAACACAACCAGAACAUCCAACACUUUAAUUUCAGUUGAUAACUGCCCGCUGUCAUUUUGUGUUCUCUUCCAAGUAAUUGCCAAAUUAAAGACUUAUUUUAAGCAUUUUUUAAGAAAUUCAAUGCUGCAAAAGGGGUCUGUGGAAAAAAGCCCUACCUGACCCUUGAUCUCAUAUUGAAUCAUAGAUUGAAGGAAGUGAAAAGUAAUUGCAAGGAGAAUCUUGCGGCCUAUCAGUGAUGUCACUUAGCUAGGGUCUUUUUCCACGCACCCCUUCAAUUCUUUAAGUGGUUACAAUCAGAUCCCCAGGUACACUGGGUUACAGCAUUUUUCUUCAGACUACAUAAUGUUACUUGCACAAGGAUUGCACAUCAUCAAUAAAUGAUAAAGGUUCCCAAUUCUAGUACAUGUACAGGUAAUUUGGCACUCUUUUUGGACAUCACACUUAUUAUGGGUGUGUCAUUUUAAUAAAUGUAAUGUUAACCACAGAUGUCUUAUUUCCAUAAUAUAUUUUUUUAUCUUUUCUAAAGAUCUUCUUUAAAGCUUUAAUCCAACCCGAUUGCAUUUUUUUGCAGCCAUUUGCAAUGCUCUGAAGAUUCCAAGGUUAUUAUAAUAAGAACUACAUAAACAAAUUGCUUUUGAAAGUUAAUAAUUCCUAGCUCCAAUUUUAAGUACAGGAACUGGACUACAAUGCAUCAGUCUUGAGCAACAUUAAUUAUUCGUUUCUGAUCAAUAACACUUGUUUUGUACAAAUAAUAACAUUUUUAUUACCCAGCUCAAUCAGUUGUACUGUCAGUAAUGAUUAAUGUAAAUACUUUCCAUGCAAAAACAAUGACACGCAAAUUCAAGCUCCAAUAGUAAACAAAACAACUCAAACAAAGUGCCCAUUAACUUCUUUCUGAUCCUACUUUAGAUUUGAAAACCUUGCCUCAAAUAAGUCUUAAAAUAACUUCUUUCUGAUCCUACUUUAGAUUUGAAAACCUUGCCUCACAUAAGUCUUAAAAUAACUAAAAGAACUCCUAAAUAAUAUUAAGAUCUUGAAUUUUUAUACUGUUUAAAUGCUUAACCAACAAGACACUCUAACUCAGAAGCAAAUCAAUAUCAGACCCUCAUAUUGAACAGCAGCAUAAAGACAAAGAAACAAAAGCGCUAAUCCCCCUCACAAAUUAAUAUGGUUGCUGGCAUUCAUUAUAAGCUUGCUUAUUUCCCCUGAGAGUUAAUACUUUGUCAACAUUUAAUCAAAAGUUGAAUAUAUAUUCAUAAAGGUUUCUAAGGCCCUCUGGCUUUGUUGACGAUAAAUUACAAAUCAAUUACCAUGUGUCUUCAGAAAGGUGAGCAAACUUUUCAGUUUUCUCUUGAAAGCUGAUCAUUUGGGAAAACAGAAUCUUGACUAUUUGUACAGUAUAUAACUUGGCAGUUAUGUCACUUUAUGGCAAGCAGUUACUGAGAAAGAAUCAAGCAUCAUUUAAAAGCUGGUUGUAAACGUCACAAACAGUAAUACUGUAUUACACACAGGAGAAACCUUAAGCUUGGAAAGUUUGAGAAAAGUAAACUUGUUUAAUUAGAAUCACAAGUUCUAUAUAUAUUUAACAAUAUUUCAAUAACUUGUAUAGUACAAGGCUUUUUCACCUUUCUGUGAAAAUAGCACUCAAGUACAGAAUGUAUAGGUAGUUAACCAUACCCAGGUCAACACCAGAGACUUAUUAAGUUUAAUAAUAGAGUGCUAAAAGUCAUUACUGAGAUGAGAGACAGUCAACAAAAUUCAGGGCUGCAUCAACAUAUUAAUGGUGGUAAAGACCCAAACUAUCUUGUACGAUCAUGGGCAUCCAGAUUAGGAACAGUCACACAAGGACACAAGCUCCCAAAGUCAGACUAUCGUAGCAAAUGGCUUCGAAGAUUAAAUCAUGUUGAACUGAUGCAAAAUGUUGAAGUGCAACAGACAUUGAGAAAUGUGAUGAGUAUACUAAGGGCUGGCGAUGAGCUCAUGCAAGAUGCUGGCAGUGUUUAUGAGUUUGCUGAGAGAAGAGGAAUUAAAAAAUGUCAUGAAACUGUCUGCAAGAUAAGGGCUGAGGGUGAGCUGAAUAAAUUGUCAAAUCUGUCAACAAAGAAUGAGGAUGAUUCAGAAAUCAAAGCUUCACAUCAAAGAGGAAACAACAGAAAAAAUAACAAACAGAGAAAAAAAUCCCUAGUCACUUCACUUGAGGACAAUGCAAAGAUCAACAGAGAGUUUAUAAACGACACGACAAUCACUCAUCGUGAUAAUUUGGAUGAUAUUUACGAGACAUUUGCUCAAGAAGUUCCAGAGAACAACAAAAAGUUUACAAACAACACAACAAUCACUCAUUACGAUAAUUUGGAUGAUAUUUACGAGAUAUUUGCUCAAGAAGUUCCAGAGAACAACAAAAAGUUUACAAACAACACAACAAUCACUCAUUGCAAUAAUUUGGAUGACAUUUACGAGACAUUUACUCAAGAAGUUGCAGAGAACACAAAUAACAACAACAAUGAACCUUCCCUGAACCAAGCAGAAAUAACUAACAACAACAACCAUUCCAUGAAUCGAUUGUCAGAAAACCACGGAGAGAGAAAAGCAUUUUUGCCUCCAAUUCAAGAAAAACUCACUUUUAACAAAGAAAGGAAAAAACAAAAUGACCAUUCUUUACCUACUCUAGAUACCGAAAGUAAAUUUAGCAUCAUAAAGAGAGCUCGAGAGCUUCGGAAUGAACGUAGUGUGGCACAGGUUAAAAGCCAAAACCUGUCAUUAAUGUCUUCACAGCUACAAAGAAAGUACUCUAAGGCAAGGGAAGUAUCACGCAAGAUUGAGAUUUUUGGAGACCACAGAAAAAUCCUGGCUGAAGAAUCAAAAACUGACAAGAAUGAGACCACGCCUGCUACUUUGCCCUUGUUAGACAGCAAGUCUUUCAGCAACAUUGACUGCAAUGAUUUUCUGAAUCUAAAGAACCGACUUGAUAGUCUCUCGCCAGCACCAGCUGUCUUGGAUCACAAGUUACACUGGCCAACCAAGACUAAAGAUACAUUUAAAUAGUAUAAAACUCAUGCCAAGUAAUAAACCCCACAAACUCUGUAGUUAUUCCCCAGAGCCUCAUACUGAGGUCUAUUGUUUUAGGCUGAAUUUUAAUAUAUCGAAAUUGGUUUAUUCACAUGUUCUUGAAAUGCACAGUGAGGACCCUUGCUUAGGCCUGCUCAAUAGCAGUGUCUGCUUAAUAAGGUUUAGUUCAACAGAAAAUAUUGUUAAAAACACUUGGGUCUUGCAAAGGCUGGUGUCAGCCUAAUAUGAGGUCCACUUAAUACAAGUUUUACUUUAAUCUCCUUAAGCAGACACCCAUGAGACUCGACAGACACAGCAUCUCUGUGGGUACUGUCACAACGAUAAAAAAAUACUUAGAGCAUUUAAUAUGUAUGCAUGUGACCAUGACUAAGUAAACAUUUCCAGAUCAAUGUUAGAAGGCAGAAGUUCCCUUGUGAGCAAACAUAAAAGUAAACAGUACUUUACAGACAAUCAUCGUUAUAAAGCUCAUAUUAAGUUCCCUUAAAAUAUUAAAUGAUUAAAUUUUGUGGGCAUAGUUUUUGCCCUUCCAGCUGAUAUCAAAUUUCCUCAAGUUGUGACAACUGGUAGCAUGAUAAUUAAAGUUUUACAACUUUGCCAAUUAUCAGACUUUGGACGUUGGAUCCAAAUCAAGUGAGUGCACUAUGCCACACUGUUGUGUCAUUCAUAAUGCAAUAAUUAGUAUCCUCAAAUGUAUGUAGAUCAAGGGAAAUUUCCCACUCCUUCACCUGUUUUGAUCUCGCAAAGUGUCUUAAAUAUAUGUAACUUUUGAUAAUCUCAAAUCAUGCGUGAAAGUCUACAAUUUUAAAGGCCACCUAAUUCAAUUGUUCUUCAAAUUCUCAGGGAAAUAUAGAAAGAGACUCUUACAAAAUACUCUGAUUACAUGUUGUAUGUAUCAUCAUUUAAUAUUUCAUGAAAACUCUCUUUCAAUAUUAAUGAUUUCCAAACUAUAACAACAUUAGCACAUUAACACAUGAUCGAGAAAAAGACAAAACAAUUAUAAAGAUUUUAAGCGUAUUUUUGAGCUACAUAUUUAUUCAAUUCUAUCAUGUAUUUCGAGCUUGACAAUAUAAUGAUGACAUGGGGUCAUCGAAACGUCGUUCACUUUUCAUAUCGCAAAUUUUCAUUCUAAAGAGCUUUACGAAACCUUUUAUUAUCAAGCAUGUUAGAUUAUACAAUUUAUUACAACCCUGUAAGAAUAAUACUAUAGUGCUGUAAUUGUCUUUCUUUAGAAAUCCUUUAUAUUAAAAUACUCAUUAUGAACAUAAAGGAAGAAUCACAGCAUAAGUUCCUUAAUUAACAGUAAUCUAUUUUUAGUUCACUUCCUAAUUCAAUCCAACCGUUUAGAUAUUCACAGAUCAAUUUUCAAAACAUGUACGUAUGAGUUCACAUUCUCCUCUGAUCAACGUUGUUAUCAUAGUCCAGGCAUAAAUAAUUCGUAGCAAAGGAGCGGGAGGACUCUAUAAUGAACACGCAUUGAUCAAGAAAUUGCAUUCCGAAAGCAUGGCGUAAUUUGAGAUAGAUCGCUAGAUCAAAUUUUGGAUAUCUUUGUUGACGUUGGACAAACUCAACUCUCUGUUAUCACAAAACCUCUAAUUGUUUAUGGAUACCAUGAACUUCAUCCUUCAACUAGAGAUCUAGUAAAAAGGCAUUCCCCUAACAAAUAAUUUCAUCCGCAAUGAUCGAGGAAAAACUAUAAGUUGACACUCUAGAGCAGCCCAACAAGUUCGAGAUAUGCUGUUGCAACAGCUUAUGGACUUUACGUCAUUAAUGGCGAGAAACAGCAUGGACUGGGAAUUAAACUUACUCCAGGAGAGAGAAAAGUUAUCUUAACAAACAUACACUACAGCGUUUAAUUUGCUUACACAACCAAAAC
This is a messenger RNA of Orbicella faveolata, 5097 nucleotides long. RefSeq lists its product as uncharacterized. The record is from RefSeq and is a predicted model, not a curated record. Lineage: Eukaryota; Metazoa; Cnidaria; Anthozoa; Scleractinia; Merulinidae.